Arachis ipaensis is the source of this 822-nucleotide messenger RNA. RefSeq lists its product as uncharacterized. NCBI's taxonomy places the organism in Eukaryota, Viridiplantae, Streptophyta, Magnoliopsida, Fabales, Fabaceae. The record is from RefSeq and is a predicted model, not a curated record.
AUGGUGGACAAAUAUUUCACUUCUCAUAAAUUAUCCAAGAGUGUCAAUGGGAAGAUGGUUAGCUCAAUUAUCUUGGAUAGUAAAUUUUGGCAAGAUUGUGUUACUACUGUGAAAAUUGUUGGUCCUCUUAUUAAGUUAUUGAGGGUUAUUGAUGCUGAUGAGAAACCUUCUCUCGGAUACGUGUAUGAAGGCAUGCAAAGAGCCAAAAGUGCUAUCAAGACAACGUUUAGAAAUAGAAAAACUGCAUACACACUUUAUACAAGUAUCUUGAAAAUGCGGUGGGAUAAGCAUUUGAAGCGUGAUCUCCAUGCAGCAGCUUACUUUUUGAAUCCAGCUUUCUUCUAUAGUGAGGGUUUUGUUGAGAAGUUGUAUCGAGAUCGAAAAGAAAGUUUUGGAAGGGAAAGUGCUUUGAGAGCGAUAAAGAGACUUGAACCUGGUGAAUGCUGGAGGCUACCUGGUGGGAGUGCUCCUUGCAAAAAAUGGCUAUUCAUCUUCUUCAUCAAACAUCUUCUUCAUCCGAUCUGGAUGUUACAUCAUAAGAAGAAGAAGUAUGAUCCAAUUGAUAUUCAAAGCAUUGACACAGUAGACUUUUGGAUAAUGACAGAUGAAGAUGAUCCUGAGUUUACUAAUGGAGACAUUAAAGGCAUUGAAAGUUUAAAAUACACAGAUAAUGCUAUGCCUUCAUAUCCUAAAGAUGGAGGAGAUUUGGAAGUUGGUGUGAAUAUGCCUGAUGUUGUCACUAAUUCUUCAAAUACGGCUUCUUUUGGUGGUACUUCUGAAGAUGGUGGCUUUAGAUUACCUGUUUAUGAUAGAGAUAUUUGA